Molecule: messenger RNA, 830 nt
Organism: Ceraceosorus guamensis
Lineage: Eukaryota; Fungi; Basidiomycota; Exobasidiomycetes; Ceraceosorales; Ceraceosoraceae
Exons: 2
Coding region: 242-709 (155 amino acids)
Biological process (GO): tRNA aminoacylation for protein translation
Cellular component (GO): cytoplasm
Molecular function (GO): ATP binding; aminoacyl-tRNA ligase activity
Source: RefSeq, a predicted model, not a curated record
CAACCACGAGUGAAGAGAAACGAGUCACAAGAGCAGGCUGCCUCGCUUGUUGCUUUCUGGACACCGUCACCGUCUUCGCUAUCGUCGCGCAUACACUGAGCGUGCGCCGCAGACGGCUGUCAAGGUAUUCACAUUGCCUCCUGGCUGGCUGACGGCAGAUCAUUCAACAGCCGCACCGGUCAAAGACCUCCGCUUAUCAGUCACGCCUUGGCCCUCAAAGCUUCGCUUCUUUCCCCGCAUCAUGGCCCCCAAGAAGGAGAAGAAGUCGAGCGGUGGUGCUGCUGGAAACUCGGCCGAAAUCUCAGCAGAGCAGACUCAACUGCUGGAACUGUUUUCGCGCAUCUCUCUGAGCGGACCCAAAGCGCUCGAGCUGACUCGAUUACCGGCUCAGUCCAAAGCUCUUCAAGAAGUCAUCGAAGAUUUGCCCAGCGAGGUGGGCCAGCUCGAUCAAAAAGUAUCCGGGCUGAUCGUCUUGGUGUGUGCGCCUGCCAAUCUGAAAGGCGUAGAGCGCAGUCAAAGGAACUACUUGGUCAGGAGGGUGCUGGACGGCAGCAUCAACACCUCGGAUAAGGUCACUGCGGCUGCCAAAUUCCUUUUCAGCAGCCAACCAGAGGUGGAUCAAGCCGCGUUCGAUGAGGCCUGCGGUGUCGGUGAGUGCGAUCGUCUGGUGGCACCAGGAGCAAGAGGAGCCCUGCCAGCACAAGGAUGAGAAUACAAAAACAAAUGCAUGUAUUAGAGUCGACGAGCUUUGGCUCCAUGGCUGCAAAAUCUACUCGACUGAUCUUUGGCGUGGCUCUCGCAGUAUGUCGGAGUGCACCACAGAGUGGUUG